AUGGAAGGCUCCACAGUCAAGUUCGUGGCUCUAGUUCUGAUUCUAUGUUGUGCACGAUCAAGUUUGGCUGCAGAGUACACUGUAGGUGACCAGCUUGGUUGGAGGCCGCUUGUUAAAUAUUAUAGUUGGGUUCGUAGCAAGUCAAUUAAGCUAGGCGACACUCUAGUGUUCAACUAUGAUGCUUCCCAAGGUUAUAGCGUGGCAGAGGUGACACAGUUUAAGUUCAUCGCUUGCAAUGCAACUAAUGCUAAAUAUUUUGACAACGACGGGCACAGCUCAGUCACUCUCACGGAGCCUGGCCAACAUUACUUUAUGGCCGCUGGCCAUUGCGCUGAUCAAAUGGUGUUCUCAGUACUAGUUUAA
Theobroma umbraticum is the source of this 363-nucleotide messenger RNA. Its product is annotated as blue copper protein-like. Gene Ontology annotation, molecular function: electron transfer activity. NCBI's taxonomy places the organism in Eukaryota, Viridiplantae, Streptophyta, Magnoliopsida, Malvales, Malvaceae. The record is from RefSeq and is a predicted model, not a curated record. Gene Ontology annotation, cellular component: plasma membrane.